Molecule: messenger RNA, 4970 nt
Organism: Gadus macrocephalus (Pacific cod)
Lineage: Eukaryota; Metazoa; Chordata; Actinopteri; Gadiformes; Gadidae
Product: alpha-2-macroglobulin-like
Exons: 36
Coding region: 83-4501 (1472 amino acids)
Cellular component (GO): extracellular region
Molecular function (GO): endopeptidase inhibitor activity
Source: RefSeq, a predicted model, not a curated record
UAAAUGGGUUUGCUUCAUACUCUGAGCAGCAGGACCUCCCGUGGCCACACUCUGGUUGGUGUGUUCCGCAGAAAGCAGCAUCAUGGCACCUAUCCUGCUAUGCGUGCUGGUUUGGACAGCGUUUGCCUGGUCUCCAACCCGCGCCCACCUCAACGAAACCAUCUACGCCGUGACUGUGAGCUCCAGGGUGACCGGAGGGGCAUCUGAGACGCUGUGCGCCCACGUCCUCUCCCCCCCGGAGCCGCUGGCCCUCAGGGUGACUCUGGAGGCGCAGUCCGGGAGCACCGUCAUCCUGGAGGAGACGGUUUCCACGGAUUACUACGGCUGCUCCACCUUUCAGGUUCCCAUGGUGACCAGCAGCACGGUGGCCACGGUCAAUGUGACCAUCCAGGGGGAGAGAGCCGUCAUGAGCAAGGAGACCAAGGUCCUCAUCGCCCCUCCAGCCUUCCUUCAUCUGAUCGUGACGGACAAGCCGCUCUACAAGCCUGGACAGACUGUCCAGUUCCGGAUCGUCUCCAUGGACGCUGGCUUCAUCCCUUUCAAUGAGCUGUAUAAAACAGUUGAGCUUCAGGACCCCAACAGAAACCGCAUCGCGCAGUGGCUGGAUAGGGCCGCCGUCAGUGGCAUCCUGGACCUCUCUCACCCCAUGAGUCCAGAGGCCGCCCAGGGACCCUACACCAUCACCGCCUGGACGGAGAAGGGAGAGAGCACCUCUCGCUCCUUUGACAUCAAGGAAUACGUUUUGCCAAAAUAUGCCGUCAACAUUAGACUACCUAAUGUCAUAAAUAUUUUACAACAAGAAGUCCCCAUACAAAUUUGUGGAAGAUACACCUAUGGAAAGCCUGUCCUUGGGUCCAUCAAGGUGGUAGUUUGUAGAGAGGGCCAGGGCCAUUUUAGAGGGCAUUAUUUCCGGUCAGAAGACAUCUGUGUGACAUCACAACUGCAGACGGACAGAACGGGCUGUGCAGCGCACUUCAUUAGGGUAUCAGAAUUUGGCCCAAGAGAUCAAACGUACCGGGACAUGUUUGAGGUGACGGCUGAAAUGGAGGAGUAUGGCACUGGGGUGGUCAUUCGAGCCAGUGGCCAAACGCCCUUUUCUGUUAAUGUCAGAGAACUCACAUUUAAGAAUGUUGCAGAUAAUACUGCCUAUAAGCCAGGGAUCCCAUUCGAGGGCAAGGUCAAGCUGACUGGAAUAGACAGGAAGGCGGUGGGGGACGAGGUGGUAUAUCUAUACGUGGACGUCAACGCAGCGUCGUACAACCUCACGCUUCUGACCCAAGACAACGGCGUGGCAUCUUUCUCCCUGGACACCUCCCUGUGGAAUAACAGCGUGGUUCUUACGGCAAGCUCUAGACCCAAGGAAGAACGGCAGUCAUUUGUGCAUGAGGAACGCCUGCCUGCAUACCCCUCGGCAGGACUGAUCAUGAGGCCGUUCUACUCUAAGAGCAAGAGCUUCGUGAAGAUCUCAGCCAACGGCCACAAGAGCCUCUGUGAGGGGGAGUCCCAGGUGGGCGCCCAGUACAUCAUCCAGGGCGAGGAGCUUAGGCCGGGGCAGGAGGAACUGCCCUUCUACUACACCGUGAUGUCCAAGGGUGCAAUAAUGAGGCACGGGCAUCUUCCAGUUGCUGUAAAAGAAGGAAUCGUCAACAAAGGAGUGCUAUCCAUCCCCCUGCUUGGAAAAGCUGCCCUCAGCCCAUAUGCCCAAGUGGUGGUGUACACUUUGAUGCCAAGUGGGGAGGUGUUGGCGGAUAACAUGGACUUCCCAGUGGACCAGUGCUUCGAGAAUAGGGUGAAGCUGGAGUUCUCAGCAGAUCGAGAGCUGCCUGGAGGAGAGACCUCGUUUCGGCUGGAGAGCCAGCCAGGAUCCUUGUGCUCCGUCAGGGCGGUGGACCAGAGCAUCCUUCUGCUGCAGCCGGACCAGGAGCUCAGCGCUGCUUAUGUGUUCAACAAGCUGCCUGUGCAGAAGCUGAGUGGCUUCAGCUACCAAGUGGAGGACCGUGAGCCGGAUCGCUGCUUACCGCCCGGGUAUGAGACGGCGGAAUCCACCGCGAAGGACGACGUCUACAGUGUUUUUAAAGAAAUUGGAAUAAAACUUGUGACCAACUCUGAGGUGAAGAAACCAGCCGCCUGUUUGUACCCUGAAUAUCAGCAUUCUGAUAUGGAUUAUGAUGCGGAAUAUAUGCUAUAUGAUGCAGUUGUUGAAGAAUCCGACUCAUCGAUGCGCUUGAAGCCCAUGAAAAAAAAACGGGAAAAAAUAAAAACUGUGAGAAGCUACUUCCCUGACACCUGGAUCUGGGAGCUGAUCGCUGUCGGAGACAGCGGGUCGGUGAGCGUGGUGAAGACGCUCCCUGACACCAUCACCAGCUGGCGGGCCCAGGCCUUCUGCACCUCCUCCUCCCUGGGCUUCGGCCUGUCCCGGGACACGGCGCUGGUGGCCUUCCAGCCCUUCUUCGUCAGCCUGACGCUGCCCUACUCGGUGGUCCGAGGGGAGGUGUUCACGCUCAGAGCCACCGUCUUCAACUACCUCCCUAGCUGCAUCAUGGUCAGGGUCCAGCUGAGCAACUCGUCCCACUUCUCCCUCAGAGAGUGUGCGGACUGCCAGUACACCAUGUGUGUGUGUGCAGAGGAGAGCAGGGUUUUCCAGUGGGAGGUCAGCCCCUCCUCCCUUGGGGAGGUGACCCUGGAGGUCCGGGCCGAGGCGCUGCACACGGAGCAACUGUGUGGGAACGAGGUGGCGCCCCCGCCCACGGUGGGCCGGGUGGACACAGUGGUGCGCAAACUACUGGUGGAGGCAGAAGGUACCCCAGUGGCUGUUACCCACAAUGCACUCCUCUGUCCUGGAGCAGAGAAGCCAGCAGAGAAGAACAUCUCUCUCCUGCUGCCAGACCUGUUUGUGGCUGGUUCUGCCAGGGCCUCUUUCUCUGUGUUGGGGGACCUGAUGGGCCGGGCCAUGAAGAACCUGGACAAACUGCUGGCCAUGCCGUACGGCUGCGGGGAGCAGAACAUGAUCCUGUUCGCCCCAAACAUCUACAUCCUCAACUACCUGACCAGCACCGCACAGCUGACACACGCCAUCAAGGAGCGGGCCACGCGCUUCCUGGAGAGCGGCUACCAGAGAGAGCUCACCUACCGGCAUGACGAUGGCUCCUACAGUGCUUUUGGCAAGAGCGACGCGUCUGGAAACACCUGGCUGACUGCCUUUGUGAUGAAGUCGUUUGGCGGCGCCAAGCCCUACAUCUUCAUCGACCCCAAACUAAUCGUGGACUCCAGAACCUGGCUGCUCAGCCACCGGCGGAAAGAUGGAUGCAUCACAUCAGUUGGAAAACUGUUUCACAACGGCAUGAAGGGCGGGGUGAGCGACGACGUGUCUCUGACCGCCUACAUCACGGCUGCACUUCUGGAGCUGGAUGCAGCAGACCCCAUGGUGUCUGGGUGCCUGCAGUGCCUGAGAGUGGCGGUAGCGGGAAAGCUGGAGAACAUGUACACCACAGCCCUCCUCUCCUACACCUUCACCCUGGCAGGGGACCAGCAGACCAGGGCCGCGCUCCUCACCGCUCUCCACCAGCGCUCUGUCACAGACGGGGGCACGCGCCACUGGAAGCGGGCGGAGGCCUCUGAGAAGGUUCUGGACUCCCUGGAGGUUGAGAUGACGGCCUACGUACUGCUUGCGGUUCUCUCCGGACCCCCGGUGCCGGGCUUCGACCUCGACUAUGCCUCCAGCAUCACACGCUGGCUCAUCCAACAGCAGAACCCCUACGGCGGCUUCGCCUCUACGCAGGACACGGUGGUGGCCCUCCAGGCCCUGGCCCGCUACGGCGCUGCCACCUACAGCUCGGAGGGCGCCUGCGUGGUGGGGCUGAGCUCGCUGGGCGGGGCCAGCUGGCAGUUCACCGUGGACCAGAGCACCCGGCUGCUGUACCAGGAGCAGGCGCUGGACCGCCUGCCCGGGGACUACCGCAUCACGGCCCAGGGGCAGGGCUGUGUCCAGGCACAGAUCGCCAUGCGUUACAACAUCCCCCCUCCUGGUGACUUCAGUUCCUUCCACAUCGUCGCAACAACGACCGCUGUGUGUAACAGCACCCGGCCCACACUGACCAUCAGAGUGGACCUCAGGUACCAAGGUAGGAGAGAGGAGACCAACAUGGUGAUCAUCAACCUCAAGCUCCUGUCAGGCUAUGGCCUUCAGCAGAGCACUCUGCAGGAGCUGAAGAGAGAGAGCAGUGUGAAGCGUGUGGACUUUGAGGAGGGCUACAUCAACAUCUACCUCGACGGCCUGAAGAAGGAGGUGUUGAGGAGCUACAGCGUGACCCUGGAGGAGGAGGAGGCCGUCAGGAACCUGAGGCCGGCCGUGGUGAAGGUGUACGACUACUACCAGACAAGUGACGAGGCAGUGGCAGACUACUCCUCCCCUUGUGCGGAGCGUGAUGAUGUGAAUGAUCUACUAUUGGAACGAUCGGAGCCACCAACAAGAAGCACAUCAAUCAAAUUAAAGCCGGACUAAUGGUUGUGCUACAUUGUUAAUUGUAGCCAGUGAAUUCUUUGAAUGACAAAAGAUUAGAUUUAAUUUCAACAUAUACACUUUAAAAAAGAGGAAUUUGCCAAGAUGACAUGCAUUCAAGAAAGCCAAUGUUUAUUCAAUUACAAUUCUGUCUUUUAAUCGAUAAAGGUAAUCCAUAGUUUCCAUUGGCGUGACAGUGAGCUAUGAAACAAGGUACCGUAAACACAAUAAUGGUCCAACAGUCGACUGGGAUUGAAUGGAUCCGAACGACGGAAACAAACCAGUAUUACAAAACAGCUUAGGUAGAAGUUUGUCUGCACAGGCUGGGUGAUUACAGGUGAAUUGUGAUUGUGAUUUCAUGUAGUGCGCCUUGCUCGACAUUUUAUUCUUUCUAACAAAUAUUAUAUUAAUUCAUCACUACCAUAGAGUUUAAAUUUCGCCACAAUAAAAUCUUUAAAUGACAAAAUACAAA